CUGCACCUCAAAAAGCAGCUUAUGAUCCAUACCUUGAGAGUAUCAUCAGCUCUGAUGAUGAAGAAACACCAACUUUAGAUGUGGCUGCUCGAACGAGCACGUCACAUACUUUAGUUAUUUCAGAAAAACCAGUUGAAGUGGAGGAAUCGUCGCCUCCUCAACAAAAUGUUGAUACAUCUACUCCUCCUUCGAGCCCCCGUGCCCCUUCACCAAAAAGGGCACGGGUUGAAAAGAUUGUUAAUCCUACCCCUCAGUUGGGCAGUUCGUCGACUCUGCUCUUAGAUGAUCCAAUGAUCAAAGAGCUUCUUCGGAUCGGGUCCCAAUUUGUUGGGUACCGUGAAUAUGCCGCCAGAGCCGAAGAAAAACUUUCAGAGGCCAACGAACGUGUCGACGCACUUGCUCAAAAACUCGAGCAAAGUGAGGCGGCUCGCAAGAAAGCUGAACUUGCUGCUAGCAAAGCCAAGGCCGAGGUUGAUGAAGCCAAGGUGAAAGCUGCUAGUGUCGAGGAACUGCAGAGGAGGCUCAAAGAUGCCGAAUCUGCCUUAGAUGAGCAGAAAACUGCACAAACUGUGCGUGAACAAGAGAUCAUCAAGCGUCUGAAGUCGCAAAGUCGACGUACGCUGACCCAAACAAACCAAGAUUUUGAUCUGGAGAAUCCCGUCAAUGACCCUCUCCUUGAUGCACUUUCUCUUCUGGAGUUCCAUGGGCGCGAAAUUCGUGAAGGCGUGGCCAAUGCCAGUGAACUGACUGGGAGGAGGCUGGUAGCUCAAGAACUGGAGCAGCAGACGCAGGAUAACAUGGCUCCAAUUACUAGUCCAACACGCAUCACUCAUAUCGAGAGAUAUUAUGGCCCUAGUUUCAGGGCAAUGGCGCGUGAUCUGCCUCUCACGGUGACAAGCUAUCAACUGCAACUCUUCCUCAGCAAGCACGGCAAAGUGUCCAAUGUGGAGGUACUCUACUAUAGAAAGACCAAGCGUUCCCAGGGUAUUGGCCUCUUUACCAUGUCGACGAUACAUGCCAACGUGGAAGAUGCUCUAGAGGCUCUUAACGCACUAGCUUUGGACGGAUGCAGUCUCAACAUUAAGUUGGUAAGGAGGGGCAUCGAUGACCGAGGAUGUCUUCAAUAG
This is a messenger RNA of Lolium perenne, 1127 nucleotides long. The record is from RefSeq and is a predicted model, not a curated record. NCBI's taxonomy places the organism in Eukaryota, Viridiplantae, Streptophyta, Magnoliopsida, Poales, Poaceae.